Messenger RNA from Oncorhynchus tshawytscha (Chinook salmon), 2235 nucleotides. It is a transcript of the gene arih2, whose product is annotated as ariadne homolog 2 (Drosophila). The transcript has 15 exons. Gene Ontology annotation, molecular function: ubiquitin protein ligase activity; zinc ion binding; ubiquitin conjugating enzyme binding. The record is from RefSeq and is a predicted model, not a curated record. Bases 334 to 1833 code for a protein of 499 amino acids. Gene Ontology annotation, cellular component: cytoplasm; ubiquitin ligase complex. Gene Ontology annotation, biological process: ubiquitin-dependent protein catabolic process; protein polyubiquitination; positive regulation of proteasomal ubiquitin-dependent protein catabolic process. Lineage: Eukaryota; Metazoa; Chordata; Actinopteri; Salmoniformes; Salmonidae.
GGUGUCAUCGAUGGAGACACGGAAGUGACGCAAUUUUUGAAUAUUAAUUUACUUUCUGUCUUCCACUUAGCUGGCGAGUUUUUCAGAAUUGGUCCUGGUACUUAAAUCCACUUUUGGCUUCAUUUGCAAGGCGACCCAACUCUGCCUGGAAGAGCAUCCACCUCGACGGUUCCUCAUGAAAGACGGGGAGUGUAACUUCUUCUGCUUCUUCCGCUGCUGCUGAGCGGUGUUGGGCUAGUUUGUGCAGCCGUUUUCUCUGGGCUCUGUAGUUCCCCAGGUGGUUCCGACGGCCAGAGAGCCAGUCCCAGAGAGUGAGGGCGUCUCUGCCGGCGGAUGUCUGUGGACAUGAACACCAAUGAGGAUGACCUCGGGGUCAACUCUGAGGAUGAUGAUGGGGGGGACGACGACGACCAGGGGGACAUAGCCGACUACUAUGAAGGCGUGGCCGGAGACAUGGAGCAGCAGGGGUCUGACUCGUUCGACCCAGAGGAGUACCAGUUCACCUGCCUCGACUACAGGGAGAGUCAGAAGGUGCUCUGCGACGAGGUCAACAGUAUCGCCGCCAUCCUGAAGGUUUUACCUGCUGUAGCCAAACUGAUCCUUGUGCACUUUCACUGGCAAGUGGCACAAAUACUAGACAGAUACAAAUCAAGUUCAUCUCAGUUGCUGUCUGAUGCCCAGGUCCAGCCCAGCAGCACCUGCAGAUCAGUUCCCACGCCUCAGUCCCUCCAGUGUGGGGUGUGUCUGCAGCUGGUUCGGAGGGACACCCUGCUCGCGCUGCCCUGUCAGCACUCCUUCUGCAAAGGAUGCUGGGAGCAGCAUUGCACUGUACUUGUCAAAGAUGGGAUGGGAGUGGGCAUCUCCUGUAUGGCUCAGGACUGUUCCCUCCAAAUGCCAGAAGACUUUGUGCUCUCGCUGCUGUCUGGUGAGGAGCUGAAGGACAAAUAUAGACGCUACCUCUUCAGGGACUAUGUGGAGAGCCACUUCCAGUUGCAGCUGUGUCCAGGGGCAGACUGCCCCAUCGUCAUCCAAGUGCAGGAGCCACGGGCCCGCAGAGUACAGUGCAUCCACUGCAAUGAGGUCUUCUGUUUCAAAUGCCGGGCCAUGUACCACGCCCCAACAGACUGCCCGACUGUCCGAAGGUGGCUGACCAAAUGUGCAGACGAUUCCGAGACGGCCAACUACAUCAGUGCCCACACUAAAGAUUGUCCCAAGUGCAAUAUCUGCAUUGAGAAGAACGGAGGCUGCAAUCACAUGCAAUGCUCCAAGUGCAAACACGACUUCUGCUGGAUGUGUCUGGGGGACUGGAAGACCCAUGGCAGUGAGUACUAUGAGUGCAGUCGCUAUAAGGAGAACCCAGACAUCGUCAACCAGAGCCAGCAGGCACAGGCCAGAGAGGCCCUCAAGAAAUACCUUUUCUACUUUGAGAGGUGGGAGAACCACAAUAAGAGUCUCCAGCUGGAGGCUCAGACGUACCAGCGGAUCCAGGAGAAGAUCCAAGAGCGGGUGAUGAACAACCUGGGCACCUGGAUAGACUGGCAGUACAUGCAGAAUGCUGCUAAGCUCCUGGCCAAGUGUCGCUACACUCUGCAGUAUACUUACCCCUACGCCUACUACAUGGAGUCUGGUCCGCGUAAAAAACUGUUUGAAUACCAGCAAGCCCAGCUGGAAGCGGAGAUUGAGAACCUGUCCUGGAAGGUGGAGCGAGCAGACAGCUACGAGAGUGGGAGCGAGGGGGAGCUGAAUGCUAAUGACAGAGGGGAUCUGGAGAAUCAGAUGCACAUUGCUGAGCAGAGGAGACGCACGCUGCUGAAGGAUUUCCACGACACCUGAAGUCUCCAGACUACUGCGACGCACCAGCAGCUCCCUGCUUCCUUCACUUUCCAUCCCUUUGUCUACGGCUCCGCACACUCAUCCCUCCCUUGUUAGCGCUCUUUGUGUCUGCUACAGGGUCCCAGAAUGGUGUGGCUGUAUCCCUCCCAUUUAGAUGUCAAGAACGCCACAUUCAAACACACUAAACAUGAAAUGAGAGGGCAUGCGCGCACACACACACACCGUGAACACAAACAUGCUUUAACACUCCGCCAAAAAAAAAGAAACAUUCUUAAUUCUCCCCCACGAUCCCACCAUCCCUCUACCUGUUCUUUUUUUCUUCUCACAUUGUUCACCUUUUUCUGUAAAUUGAUAGUUCGUUAAAAACAAACAUUAAAAACAAAGAAAUGCUGUAAUUUUCAA